AUAACCGGCUUACCAUUUUGCAUUGGGCCGUUCUCUGACGAGCUAAAAUGGGCUGAACGACCAGGCACAAUCUCAGCAACUCGGAUUGCACAGCAGCUCCAGUGUCCACGUCUCUCUCUCUCUCUCUCUCUCUGAACUGCUCUCUGGUUCUCCCUCUCGCGGAUUGGAAAGGGUUUUCAGGAUCUGGGUUUCACCACACCAAGGAAGAGAUGCUACUGAGUGUAACUUGAUAUCCCCAGACAUGUCAUGGUCCAAGGUUUUCAGAUUGCCACAAUUUUCCAAGAAUUUGCAUCAAUCAUAUAAUGGGUUCAGGUGCUCACUUGAAGCUCCGGGGCUAAAUUUUGUGGGAACUAACGGUGCUAGAAAUGGGUGGGGUUUCGGUUCCGAAUAUCGGGGGUUUAUGACAAGAUGUGAAAUACGUACGGGGUCAUUGAGUAGAUGUGGCAGGUUUUUGGCUCCGAGAACUCCAUGCUUGGACAAACCGCGCCAAUAUGCAACUCAUUCUUCAAGAGAACAGAAAUCAAAUAAGAUGCUUAUCUAUCUGACGGGAUUGGUUUUUGCGAUGGUGGGGUGUAGUUAUGCUGCCGUUCCUCUGUACAGAAGAUUCUGCCAAGCUACUGGCUAUGGGGGUACUGUGCAGCGGCGCGAGAGUGUUGAAGAAAAGAUUGCUCGGCAUGCUCAAGAUGGAACAGUCACCACCAGGGAGGUUGUGGUGCAGUUCAAUGCUGACGUGGCUGACGGAAUGCCAUGGAAGUUUAUUCCCACCCAACGUGAGGUACGGGUUAGGCCAGGAGAAAGUGCGCUUGCAUUUUACACUGCUGAGAAUCAAAGUUCAAUGCCUAUAACUGGUGUAUCUACGUACAAUGUUACCCCAAUGAAGGCCGCAGUGUACUUUAAUAAGAUCCAGUGCUUCUGCUUCGAGGAGCAACGACUUCUUCCUGGAGAGCAGAUUGAUAUGCCGGUAUUCUUUUAUAUAGACCCUGAGUUUGAAACAGAUCCUAAAAUGGAUGGUAUCAACAACUUGAUCUUGUCCUAUACCUUUUUCAAGGUUUCUGAAGAAUAGAGGACUACUGCCCCCAAUAUUAACAUCUGCGUAUGUACCUCUAAUAAGAUUUGGCUUUUGUAACAAUAUUCUCUCAUUUUUAUUCUUGAUAGUUUAGUCAACAGAAUUUUUUUGAGGAACUGUUGAUGUGAAGUGAGGCGGAAGCGCUUUUUGACUUGUGAAUUUGUUCGAGGACAUGGAAAAGAAUGAGCUAAUGGCUAGCCGCAAUAAAUUUUCCAAUUCCAGUGUGUUUAAAA
This is a messenger RNA of Rhododendron vialii, 1299 nucleotides long. Its product is annotated as cytochrome c oxidase assembly protein COX11, mitochondrial-like. Gene Ontology annotation, cellular component: mitochondrial inner membrane. The transcript is spliced from 8 exons. Gene Ontology annotation, molecular function: copper ion binding. Lineage: Eukaryota; Viridiplantae; Streptophyta; Magnoliopsida; Ericales; Ericaceae. The record is from RefSeq and is a predicted model, not a curated record. Bases 242 to 1063 code for a protein of 273 amino acids.